Messenger RNA from Aspergillus heteromorphus CBS 117.55, 1742 nucleotides. Its product is annotated as glycoside hydrolase family 5 protein. NCBI's taxonomy places the organism in Eukaryota, Fungi, Ascomycota, Eurotiomycetes, Eurotiales, Aspergillaceae. The record is from RefSeq and is a predicted model, not a curated record. Gene Ontology annotation, biological process: glucan catabolic process. Bases 232 to 1410 code for a protein of 392 amino acids. Gene Ontology annotation, molecular function: glucan exo-1,3-beta-glucosidase activity. The transcript has a single exon. Gene Ontology annotation, cellular component: cell surface; extracellular region.
UGGAUAUGGUUGCUUAGCACCUCGGAUGGUCCGACCUUCAGCACCUCAUCUCAAUCGUGGGCUUUACCAACCCGAUGCCCAAACGUUGGAGAUUCGUUCGUCGGAAAACCCUGAUGGCCUCGGUCUUGGCGACGGGGGGCCAACGAUGCCAAUCCAGUUAUAAAAGAGCUGCAUCUGGGCUGACUCCCUGAUGUGAUAGAGCCAGUCUGGCCAGCUGAAUAUCGUAUUACCAUGUUAUUUGAUAUGUAUGCGUUACUAGGGCUUCUUGUUGCGCUCGGUUGCAUCCGACCAACCUUCGCAGUUCCUAUAGAGACCCCCCAAAGUUCUGCGUAUGUCGACUGGCGGACUUUCAAGGCCAACGGGGUCAACCUUGGAGGAUGGUUUGAGCAGGAGUCCACGAUCGACACCCAGUUCUGGGAUAAGUACUCCGGUGGGGCGUCCGAUGAAUGGGGACUCUGUGAGCACCUAGGGUCCCAGUGCGGCCCAGUUCUGGAGCAUCGAUAUGCGACGUGGAUAACGACAAAGGACAUCGACAAGCUGGCGUCCGGCGGAGUCAAGGUCCUGCGAAUCCCUACCACGUAUGCGGCGUGGAUCAAGGUGCCUGGCUCUCAGCUAUACUCGGGGAACCAGACCGUCUACCUGAAGCAAAUCGCCGACUACGCCAUCUCAACAUACGACAUGCACAUCAUUGUGGACACCCACUCGCUCCCCGGAGGCGUAAACGGCCUGACGACCGGCGAAGCCACCGGGCACUGGGACUGGUUCUGGAACGAAACGAACUUCGACUACUCCAUGCAGGUCAUCGACAAGGUCAUCUCAUUUGUGCAGAACUCCGGCUCGCCCCAGUCGUACUCCAUCGAGCCCAUCAACGAACCCGCCGAUAACAACACCAACAUGAUCACCUUCGGGACCCCCGAAGCCCUGACGGACCACGGUGCGGCGUGGGUGCUGAAAUACAUCAAAGCCGUGGUCCAGAGUGUGGCCGCCGUGAACCCAAAGGUCCCUGUCAUGUUCCAGGGCAGCUUCAAGUAUCCGUCGUACUGGGCGGGAGACUUCCCUGCCGACACCAACCUCGUGUUCGACGUGCACAACUACUACUUCGAGAACCGCCCUGCCACCUCGGAGAACCUGCCCGGCCUGCUGUACUCGGACGCGCGCGCCAGAUCGAGCGACGGCAAGUUCCCUGUGUUCGUGGGCGAGUGGGCCAUCCAGACGACGUACAACAACUCGCUUGCUCUUCGGAAGAGGAACCUCAACGCGGGACUGGCUGCUUUUGGCGAGUACACGCAGGGCAGUUCCUACUGGACGGCCAAGUACACGGGCAACACCAGCGUGGACGGACAGGGACAGCAGCGCGAUUACUGGAGCUACGAGACGUUCAUUGACGACGGAUUCAUCGAGGGUGUCUAACAUCUGAUAUCUGACAUCUGACCCAUGUGGCCAACCUCUAUCCCCAUCGGGUUAUAUCUCAUUCAUGUACAUACUAUCAUCCCAUGCUACGCAAUUCAAACCAAUGCUACUAUUGAUGACUUUUGCACGUAACCACAGUCUAGAAAUAACAACAAAGCACAAUCUGAACGAACGCUCAGCAGAUGAACGCGGGUUAUCCAUAAGAAAUACAAGCAUGCCACACGCAUAAGCCGUCUCACAUCCACCGUCAUCGACGCACACCGCUUAUCACUAUCACAAUAGCCUCCUCCUCCUCCUCCUCCUCCACCACCAUCAAUCAGUGACCAGCACUG